UUUUUAUUUCAGAUUAUCCCACCAAAAGAAUGUCAUCAAAUGAUGGAUAUAAUCGAAAUGAGGAUCCAAACAAUGGCAUUUCAUCAGCAGAUGAUCUGGCCAGCAACAGAGUGCCUUCAUCUACAACACGACUGCAACAACAGAUAGUACCAAAUGAGGCCACACAUCUAAAGGGUCAAUCCAAACAGGCCUAUUUCAGUGAUGAAAAAGUUCUUAUACCCGAAACAGAAUCGAUUGGUUUCAGUUGGCGCAAAUUAUGGGCGUUCACUGGUCCAGGGUUUCUGAUGUCAAUUGCCUAUCUCGAUCCGGGUAACAUUGAAUCUGAUCUACAAAGUGGUGCUGCAGCAAAAUAUAAAAUUCUAUGGGUUCUAUUGUGGGCGACCGUGUUGGGUUUGUUGAUGCAACGCUUGGCUGCAAGAUUGGGUGUUGUAACCGGUCUACAUUUAGCUGAAAUGUGCUAUCGUCAAUAUAAAAAAGUGCCACGCUUUAUAUUAUGGAUAAUGAUUGAAAUUGCAAUCAUUGGAUCUGAUAUGCAAGAGGUCAUAGGUACCGCUGUUGCAAUAUAUUUACUAUCCAAUAAAGUCAUUCCUUUGUGGGGCGGUGUAUUGAUAACCAUAGUGGACACAUUUACAUUUUUGUUCUUAGAUAAGUACGGUCUACGUAAACUUGAAUUUCUAUUCGGUCUUCUUAUCACCGUGAUGGCUGUGACAUUUGGUUAUGAGUAUGUUGUUUCGGCUCCCAAUCAAGGCGAAGUGUUGGAGGGUAUGUUUAUACCCUGGUGUAAAGAUUGCGACUCACAAGUUUUGCUGCAGGCAGUAGGUGUAGUGGGCGCUGUUAUUAUGCCACAUAAUUUAUAUUUGCAUUCCGCUUUGGUUAAGUCUCGUGAUGUUGAUCGUCGUCAGCCAACUAAAGUUCGUGAAGCCAAUUUUUAUUUUUUCAUUGAAGCCUCAGUGGCUUUGUUCGUUUCCUUCAUUAUUAAUUUGUUUGUUGUAUCGGUAUUUGCCCAUGGAAUGUUUGGUAAAACAAAUGCUGAUGUGUUACAAGUCUGUGAAAAUCAACCAAUGUACGCAGAUGCCGUCAUCUCAUUUGGCAAUAAUACCGAAAUCAUUGAUGCCGAUUUGUAUAAAGGUGGCUUAUUUUUGGGUUGUACAUUCGGUGCUGCCGCCAUGUAUAUUUGGGGUGUUGGCAUUUUGGCUGCUGGUCAGAGUUCGACAAUGACUGGUACAUAUGCCGGUCAAUUCUCGAUGGAGGGUUUCUUGAAUUUGCAAUGGCCCAGAUGGCGUCGUGUUUUGUUCACUCGGCUCAUUGCCAUUAUUCCCACAUUCUUUUUGGCUUUCUUUAGUCGCAUGGAAGAUUUAACUAAUAUGAAUGAUAUAUUGAAUGCAGUUAUGUCAUUGCAAUUGCCAUUUGCUGCCAUACCAACAAUAGCAUUUACAUCGUGUUCAGCAAUUAUGGGUGAAUUUGUUAAUGGAGUAGGCAAUAAAGUUGUUUCAAUUUUAUUAACUAUAGUUGUUAUAGCUGUUAAUUUAUAUUUUGUUAUAAAUCAAGUUGAAGCUUUAAGUAUUGAAGGAGGUGUUUUAGCUGUAGUCUGUAUAUUUGCCAUUUUAUAUUUAUUAUUUAAUCUAUAUCUUGUGAUACAUAUGAUUGCGUGCAUGGGCAAUAAAAGCUUUAUGAAUAAUCGGUGGGUCCAAAAAUGGGUACUUCCAAGCCAAAAUAGUUUUUCAAUAAAAAAUGCCAAUUCCACAUAUGCAAGUGAAUUGUCAUUACAUGACAGUGGCAUACCGGUAUUUUCGUUAUCAUAUCGAAAUUAUUGAAAAUGUUUAUUAUUUAUUUUAUAUUUCUCUUGUGAUUAUAUUUAUUUAAUAAUUUAUUACAA
Musca vetustissima is the source of this 1876-nucleotide messenger RNA. It is a transcript of the gene Mvl, whose product is annotated as protein Malvolio. Gene Ontology annotation, molecular function: iron ion transmembrane transporter activity; cadmium ion transmembrane transporter activity; manganese ion transmembrane transporter activity. Gene Ontology annotation, cellular component: apical plasma membrane. The record is from RefSeq and is a predicted model, not a curated record. Gene Ontology annotation, biological process: metal ion transport; manganese ion homeostasis; response to manganese ion. The coding region runs from base 30 to 1814 and encodes 594 amino acids. Lineage: Eukaryota; Metazoa; Arthropoda; Insecta; Diptera; Muscidae. The transcript has 11 exons.